Messenger RNA from Leptonychotes weddellii (Weddell seal), 572 nucleotides. The record is from RefSeq and is a predicted model, not a curated record. NCBI's taxonomy places the organism in Eukaryota, Metazoa, Chordata, Mammalia, Carnivora, Phocidae.
ACGCCAGGACCGCUUUGCGGGAGCCCGUCGGCAGGCCACCGCUCUCCGCGGCGUCACCCAUGGAUCCAGAAGGAUCCGACGGGGCAUGUCCAGAAGACAGCACCAGGGAUAUGGAGCCUCCCGGCCCAGGCCAGGACGAUGACACCGGCUUCCUCCGCCUGGAAGUCGACGAGGACCGGGAAGAGCCGCAGGAAACCCAGCCUGUGGCGAUGUCGCUUACCGCGGACACGGGAGACACCGGAGACGGAGCGGCGGCGGAAGCGGGGGCCGAGGCCGCACCCGAGCAGGACCCUGCAGCCGCUGAAGUCGAGGAGGAAGCGGACGGCGAAGCCGUCGGCGACGGUGAUGGCGUCGGCAAUGGCGAUGGCGUCGGCGAGGAGGCGGACGGCCACGGCGCCGCAGAAUGUCCACCGCCUGGGCCAGGGCAGCCGGGGCCGGAGGGGCCGGAGGGCCAGCCUCAGCAGGGGGGGCCGCCGCCCCAGGCCCGGCGCUUCAUGUUCAGCCGGCUGCAGCUGCGCGAGCUGGAGAGCUUGUUCCAGCGCAACCAGUAUCCCAACGUGUUCAUGCGGUAA